GAGGAAGAGAGAUUGAGGAAGACGUCGACGCCUCGACUGUCGACCGGAGAUUCUCAGUCGUCGGAGCCGACGACGACGACCGGUGAGGAACGAACUCACGAACACUCGAACAGGAAGCGAAGCGACGGCUGAGCGAAGCCGGUGCACCGCCACCCCCACCGCCCACGCAUCGCCGAUUACUCGACUCGCCGGCCGCCCGACUCCCGACGCCCAUUACAUUUUUUAGUCAGUUUGUCGAAUUUUGUCCCCCACUUUGAGAAUCCUGGCUCCACCAACCCAGCCCUGGCAUCCCACUAAUUGACUAACCAGGUCCACCGCAGUUGUCUUGAAACUAAAGCGGGGGUAAUUGACUGCAAGCGCAUCCGCUUAGUUUCUCCUGUAGGAAGCCAUGAUGAAAUACGAAGUAGAGAGAGGUUUCAUAGGAGCAGGCUGCAACAGAAUCGUUAACAAUGUUUCAUGGGGCGCCUCUAAUUUCGUUGCUUUUGGUGCUCAUAAUGCCGUCGCUAUUUUCUGCCCCCAGAGAGCACAAAUUUUGACAACACUUCCUGGUCAUAAGGCUGCUGUUAACUGCACUUAUUGGCUUCCUACUUCCAAGUUUGCUUUCAGAGCUCAACAGCUAAGGCAACAUUAUUUGCUCUCUGGAGAUGCUGAUGGCACCAUCAUGCUAUGGGAAAUCUCUCUCACAGAUGAAAAGUGGCGUCAUGUCUUGACAUUACCCCAACCACACAAGAAGGGUGUCACAUGCAUCUCCGGAACAAUGUUUUCUGCAACUGAAGCAAUUUUUGCUUCAACUUCUUCUGAUGGUACUGUGAACAUCUGGGAAAUCAUCAUGCCAUUGACUGCUGGAGGGGACUUUGAAUUGUUGUAUCUUGAAUCUCUCUCUAUUGGUUCAAAAACAAUGGUUGCACUUGCAUUAGCAGAGUUUCCUGAUAAUACAGGGCAUGUGAUCCUUGCCAUGGGAGGUUUGGAUAACAAGGUUCAUCUGUAUAGCAGAGAGAGGUCGGGAAAGUUUAUUCGUGCUUGUGAACUGAAAGGACAUUCAGAUUGGAUUAGAAGUCUGGACUUCUCCUUGCCUAUAGGCAAAAAUGGGCCAAGAGAAAAUUUGUUGCUUGUGAGUUCAUCUCAGGAUAAAUCUAUACGCAUAUGGAAAAUGGUUUUAUGUGAAUCCUUGGGUAACUCUGAGAGAAAAGAUGUAAUAGGCUUAGCGUCAUACAUUGAAGGUCCUCUAUUUGUUUCUGGCUUAUCAACCUAUCAGAUAUCGCUGGAGUCUCUCCUCAUUGGACAUGAAGAUUGGGUGUAUUCAGUCCAGUGGCAGCCACCUUCUAUUGCAUCCGCAGAGAGGGGAGGAUACAUGCAACCUCAAAGCAUUUUAUCUGCAUCUAUGGACAAGACAAUGAUGAUCUGGAGACCUGAGAGGACUUCUGGCAUCUGGAUGAAUUUUGUUACUGUUGGGGAGCUUAGUCACUGUGCUUUGGGAUUUUAUGGAGGGCACUGGAGUCCAUACGGGGAUGCCAUUUUGGCGCAUGGAUAUGGUGGGUCUUUUCAUCUCUGGAAAGAUGUUGGUAUCGAUUCUGAGAAUUGGCAGCCGCAGAAAGUUCCUUCUGGUCAUUAUGCAGCUGUAUCAGACAUUGCAUGGGCCAGAUGUGGUAAAUUUUUGCUAUCAGUCAGUCAUGACCAGACAACUCGAAUCUUCUCUCCUUGGUUGAGCCAUAUGGGAGACAGGUGCUCCUGGCAUGAAGUUGCUCGUCCGCAAGUUCAUGGUCAUGAUAUUAAUUGUGUGGCGAUCAUACAAGGGAAAGGGAACCACCGCUUUGUUUGUGGAGCUGAUGAGAAAGUGGCCAGAGUUUUUGAAGCCCCUUUAUCAUUUUUAAAGACAUUAAAUUAUGCUGUUUCGUCAGGAUCUGACGUCCAGGAAGACAUUCAGCUGGGUGUUCAAAUCUUAGGGGCUAAUAUGUCUGCUCUUGGAUUAUCGCAGAAACCUAUAUAUGUUCAUGCAGAAGAGACUCCAAAGAGACCUGACACUGAUGUGGUUGACACACUUGAAACUGUUCCUGAUGCAGUACCAGUAACAUUGACUGAACCACCUAUUGAGGAGCAACUGGCAUGGCAUACAUUGUGGCCGGAAUCGCACAAGCUUUACGGUCAUGGAAAUGAAUUGUUUUCUUUAUGUUGUGACCACAGCGGAAAGCUUGUCGCUUCCUCUUGUAAGGCUCAGACAGUUUCAGUAGCAGAAAUAUGGCUCUGGGAGAUUGGAUCAUGGAAAGCUGUUGGUCGCUUACAGUCUCAUAGCUUGACUGUGACACAGAUGGAAUUUUCUCAUGAUGACAGUUUACUUUUGUCUGUCUCUAGGGAUCGCCAGUUCUCUGUUUUUUUCAUAAAAAGAAAAGGUUCGGAGGAAAUCAGUUAUGAGCUUCUAGCGAGGCAAGAGGCCCACAAGAGAAUUAUAUGGGCAUGCUCUUGGAAUCCUUUUGGCCAUCAAUUUGCAACUGGUUCAAGAGAUAAGACCGUGAAGCUAUGGUCGGUAGAGAACAAUAAAACUGUCAAACAGCUAUCAACUUUGCCACCAUUUCCGUGUAGUGUUACUGCCAUUUCUUGGCUCGGUGUUGAACGUAAAACCAAUCAUGGUUUACUAGCAGUUGGAUUGGAAAACGGAUUCAUAGAACUGUGGGAUCUUUUGGCUAGAACUGAAGAUAAUUGCGCGGCAGGUGCAGGAUUUGAAGCUAAUGUUGUUGCACGCUUGGAUCCAUUCAUGUGCCAUGCCUCUACUGUGCAGCGUUUAGCAUGGAGAAACACAGAAAAGGUAGAAGACGGCCAAAAGAUCCAAUUGGCUUCGUGUGGGGAUGAUAAUUGUGUACGUGUCUUUGAGGUGAAUGUUGGCAAAUGCUAGGAUUUUCUCAAUGAUUGUGUUGCCGAGGCAUGUUCAUCUGCCAAAAUUAUGCGGUACUUUAUUUUGCUUACUAAGUAAGUCUUGUAUAAGUCUGUCUUACAAUGAUAUUAAUAUAAGACUAUCUUAUUAUCUAAA
Molecule: messenger RNA, 3022 nt
Organism: Beta vulgaris subsp. vulgaris (sugar beet)
Lineage: Eukaryota; Viridiplantae; Streptophyta; Magnoliopsida; Caryophyllales; Amaranthaceae
Product: elongator complex protein 2
Exons: 11
Coding region: 389-2887 (832 amino acids)
Biological process (GO): tRNA wobble uridine modification
Cellular component (GO): elongator holoenzyme complex
Molecular function (GO): protein binding
Source: RefSeq, a predicted model, not a curated record